AUGAUAACCAGAAAGAAGAAAACCCAGGACAGCCUCAACGCAACAAAAAUGCUUUCUCCAUGGGUGCAGGCUGCUUUCUUCCUUCUCUUCUUUUUUAAAUGCUUUAGGGCUGUUGAAAUACCACUUUCAGUGGAACAAUUGCCAACAAUCAUUGAAGUCACCAAAGGAGUCCAGGUCGCUUUCCCAGUAGGUGAAGAUUUUUGCCAUCAAGUGUAAAGCUAAGGGAAACCCUGAGCCACAAUACCAUUGGACUAGAAAUGGGCACCGUAUAGUCCAAUUACUGACCCGAAUGUAAAGACUGAAAAAGAUUCUGGCACCUUUGUAAUCCACCAUAAUGGAAACAUUUUACAGUACAAUGGGACAUAUCGCUGUUAUGCCUUAAACAAACUAGGAACGGCCAUUUCAGAGGAGACUACGUUUAUUGAUCCAGGAGAUCCUAGAUUUCCAAGAGAGGAAAUCCCACCAUUGGAGUUAGAAGAAGGGGACCCUGCUGUUUUAAGUUGUGAUCCUCCUGCUGGCAUCCCACCAGUUUCUGUCCACUGGAUGACACCUGAUCUUCGUCAUAUCACUCAGAGCAAACGUGUGUCAGUUGGACUUGAUGGGAAGUUGUAUUUCUCACAUGUAACUCGAAUGGACAGCUCAACAAAUUAUUCCUGCCUUGCUGCUUUCUCCAGGAUCAGGCAUAUGACACAGAAGACACCAAUUCGCCUCAAAAUCCUUACCAAUGGCCAGUUAAAAAAUCGAGCUCCAAAAAUAUUAACAACCCAAGGAGGAACAAACAACCCUAUUGUUGUGCUGAAAGGCGAAGUAUUGCUGCUGGAGUGCAUUGCAGAAGGAUUACCAACACCAACGAUCCACUGGAGAAAAGAUGGAGAAGAUUCUCUAAAGUAUCAUGCAGUAACAGAAAGUUUUGGGAAAAUUCUUAAAAUUAAAGAGGUUACUAAAGCAGAUCAAGGGACAUAUCACUGUGAAGCCAAAAAUCAAAUGGGCUCUACCUAUCGCAGUUUUCACGUUCAUGUAGAAGAGCCUCCCAGAUGGGAGAAGCAGCUGGAAAGCUCUAUACAGUCAGUUGGUUCUGAAAUUAUUCUAAAUUGUUCAGCUUUGGGAACACCAGAGCCAGAAAUCCUAUGGCGAAGAAACGGAAUUCUUCUGGAUGAUGGGACACUUCCUGACAACCACCAAAGGAUGGGAGGUCUGCUGUUCAUUCAUUCCCUUCAAGUGUCAGACAGUGCCGUGUACCAGUGUGAAGCAUCAAACAAACAUGGAACUAUUCUUUCCACUGCUAAUAUUGAUGUUCUGGACAUUGUGCCAUUGAUUUUAACUCCUGAGGGCAGAACAUAUGCAGCAGUGUGGGGAAAUAAUGUCUUAUUACUGUGUGAGCACUUUGCAUUUCCGCUUGCUGAUAUUACCUGGUACCAUGGGAAAAGAAUAGUGCAUCCUGUAAAUGGCCGUUACACAAUAGAUGAACAUGGGAGCCUACAUAUUCAGCAAGCAGAAGCACAAGAUGCUGGCUCAUAUAUUUGUGAAGUGUCAAACUCGAGAGGAAAUGCCUCUGUCAUGGCCAAUGUGGUACUUCGAGAACCUACAAGAGGAUAUGUGUCUCCUGAGCAUCCAUGGGUUAAGAGAGGGCAUAGUACAACCCUGACCUGUCAUAUUCACUGUGAUCCUCAUCUCCUUCCUUCUCGCACAAUUAAAUGGCAAAAGGACAAACAGGAAUUAAGAGAGGACGACAAAAGAAUACAUGUGAAAUCAAACAUUUUGACAAUCUACAAUGUAAGCUGGGAUGAUGCAGGAACCUAUUAUUGCAUUGUAAGCACCUUGCUGGAUACAAUGACAGCAGAAGCCCAUGUGACUGUGAGGGACGUUCCAAUGCCUCCUGAAGAUCUGCGUCUUUUGGAAAAGCAUGAACGUAGUGUUUUGUUGUCAUGGACAGCAGGAGACAGUCACAACAGCCCCAUCACAGAGUUCCUCAUCCAGUCAGUAAAGAGUAUGGAAGAGGCAGGACAAUGGGAGGAUGAAACCACUGUCCCGGGAAAUGUCACCACAGUCCAAUUAUAUCUCAGUCCUUAUUUUAACUACCAGUUUCGUGUGCUUGCUGUAAAUGGAAUCGGAAAAAGUGCUCCAAGUGUUGCAUCUGAGAUUUACAGCACACCACCAGCAGCUCCAGACAAGAAUCCUAAUGUGGUGUACUUUAACACUGACAGUCCUGAUGAAAUGUCUGUGAAAUGGGAGCCUCUAAAUUCUGAUGAACAUAACGGGCCUGGACUGGAGUACCAAGUCAGUUGGCGCCUGAAGGGAGUGGAGACUGAAUGGCAUCACAGAAAACUGAAACAUCCCCAAUUCAUUAUAAAGGACACACCGGCGUUUGUCCCAUAUCAGCUAUACAUCCAAGCUGUCAAUAAUAUUGGAAGUGGCCCUGAACCUGAAGUUCAUACUGUAUAUUCAGGAGAGGACAAUCCUGAUGCAGCUCCGUUUAAUGUGUCGGUGAGCAUGGUAAAUCAGUCCAUAGCUAACGUGACCUGGAUGGAAAUCUCUCAGGACAGAGUAAGAGGACAUCUGGCAGGUUACAAGAUAAUGUACUGGAGAGUGAAAAGUCUUCAGGAUGGAAAAACCCACCAUGGCCAGCGCCAUGUUCUAUCAUUUCCUGGCAGGAGGGACUGGGCUAUAGUUCCGAAACUUCACCCGUUCAGUGAAUAUCAGCUGUGUGUGGCAGCUUAUAAUACAAAGGGAGAUGGACCGGAGAGUUCCACAGUAACAUUCCAAACACCAGAAGGAGUUCCUGAACAGCCACAGUUUCUACAAAUUGCAAGUUCUGACAGGGAAUCUUUCAUGCUAACCUGGGAAGCACCAAAAAGGGCAAAUGGCAUCCUGACCAACUAUGUCUUGUACUACCAGAUGAUUAAUGAAAGCAAUGGAAUCGGAAACCUAAGCAAUAUCACCAUAGCUAACCCUAAUGCUCUCAGCCAAAAAAUUCCUCGUCUUGAGGUUGGCACAAGAUACAAGUUCUAUCUGCAGGCAUGUACGCAAGUGGGCUGCGGAAAAUCUGCAACUGAGGAAGGACUAACACUAGCACAAGCAAGAUUCUCUAGUAUUCCUUUUUCCCCAUCUCGCACUCCUGCUUUUGCUGCCAAAGUUCCCGCUAUAGCUUACGCUAAUGCACCUCACAGCCUGUCUUCACAAGGAUGGUUCAUCGGACUGAUGUGUGCUGUAGCUCUUCUAACUCUGUUAAUGCUUGUUGCUUGUUUUGUACAAAGAAACAGGGGAGGAAAAUAUGCAGUAAAGGAAAAAGAAGAAUUGCACCCGGAAGUUGAAGUACAGUCUGUGAAAGAGCAAUUUUUUUGAUGAGUACAGUGAUAAGAAAGCAUUAAAUGGAAGUAUGGACUCACUAAGCCUGGACAUUAAAACCUUAGACAGUGUGGACAGCCUUGUUCAGUACAGUGAUGGUGAACAUAGUCACUUCAACGAGGAUGGUUCCUUCAUUGGGGCAUAUAGAGAAUCCAAGGAGAAAAGUCCAGAUGAAGAAAAGGCAUCAGUUCGGCAUCUCCACUCCUAA
Molecule: messenger RNA, 3553 nt
Organism: Staurois parvus
Lineage: Eukaryota; Metazoa; Chordata; Amphibia; Anura; Ranidae
Source: the annotation of a GenBank genome assembly